Polypterus senegalus (gray bichir) is the source of this 3991-nucleotide messenger RNA. It is a transcript of the gene slc45a1, whose product is annotated as solute carrier family 45 member 1. Gene Ontology annotation, biological process: transmembrane transport. The record is from RefSeq and is a predicted model, not a curated record. Gene Ontology annotation, cellular component: membrane. Lineage: Eukaryota; Metazoa; Chordata; Cladistia; Polypteriformes; Polypteridae. The coding region runs from base 227 to 2527 and encodes 766 amino acids. Gene Ontology annotation, molecular function: sucrose:proton symporter activity. The transcript is spliced from 9 exons.
GCAAUGCUGUUCACCGCGAGAGGGAGACUGCAGACCCCCAGGAGCUGAUGCGGGGAGCAGGCGGUGGAGCUGCGGAGCAGUCUUACCGAAUUGUUGUUAAAAUGUGCAGGAGACCUGCGGCUCCGGGAACCGUGGUGACAGCUGAACGUGAACGAGCGACAGAAGGCGGCGCCGUGGUCUCCCUCUUCAGCACUGGAGCAGGUUUGACCUUUGGUCAUUAACAACAAUGACAUCGCCUACUGCCAGUACACCUAGUGAUGGUGUGCUACCUCAUCCAGCAGGAGUAGCCGGUCUGCCCCAUGAAGUCUGGCGAGGUUCCUUCCCAUCAUCCACUACACGCCACCUCAGUCACAGAGCUAAUAACUUCAAGAGGCACCCAAAACACAGGAAACUGAUCCGACCUUCACCACCUCCACCCCCGAACACACCAUGUCCUAUUAAGUGCCUGGAUCUAACCGAGAUACCACCUCGCCGCUCCUUCCGUGAACUGCUAUUUAAUGGCUGCAUCUUGUUGGGCAUUGAAUUCAGCUACGCGAUGGAAACCGCCUAUGUAACACCCAUUCUUCUCCAGAUGGGCCUGCCAGAGCAACUCUACAGCAUGGUGUGGUUUAUCAGCCCCAUACUAGGAUUUCUGCUGCAGCCAGUGCUUGGUGCAUGGAGUGAUCGCUGCACAUCACGAUUUGGGAGACGAAGGCCUUUCAUUUUUGUUCUUUCUAUUGGUGCUCUCCUUGGUCUUUCCCUUCUGCUGAAUGGACGGGACAUUGGAGUAGCAUUGGCAGAUACUCCAACUAAUCAUAAGUGGGGUAUCAUCUUGACAGUAUGCGGAGUUGUAUUGAUGGACUUCAGUGCUGACUCUGCCGAUAACCCAAGCCAUGCCUAUAUGAUGGAUGUCUGCAGCCCUGAGGACCAGGAUCGGGGUCUGAAUAUCCAUGCACUACUGGCAGGUCUUGGCGGUGGUUUUGGAUAUGUGGUGGGGGGUAUAAACUGGGAUGGGACACAGUUUGGGAGGUCCCUUGGGGGUCAGCUGAGGGUGGUCUACCUCUUUACUGCUAUCACCCUGUCUGUAACAACAGCAUUGACCCUCACCAGCAUCCCAGAGCGCCCCCUUAUCCAGUCUCAAGGCAUGAAUCAUAAAAACAUUCUGAAGAGCCCCAACUUGGCCCUACCACCUUCACCUCCAGCUAGGCCUGGGGACGAGGACCCCUUGAACAGCAGCCCACAGCCCAGUACCUUGCAUCCACCACAGGACCUCCACACCAUUAAGCUGUAUGCCAGUCUAACGAGCCCCAUCUCACCCUUCAGCCCUCUCACUCCAAAAUAUGGAAGCUUCAUCAGCCGAGACAGUUCCCUUACUGGCAUCAAUGAAUUUGCGUCUUCAUUUGGAACUUCCUACAUUGAUAGCGUACUAAUAGACUGUUGCACUGGACCACAGGACGACAAUUAUUUAUCCAUAACUGAAGCCAUGCCUGUCCCACAUAGUGAUGCCAGUCAGAGUGGCAGCCUGCUCAGGGAUGAAAUGGAUUUCACAGGGAAUAGCAUGCAGCCCAGCCCACCUCUACUUGGUGACAAUGGAGACAGAGAAGGAUUCCUCAGUGGGAAGGUCAGUUCUGGUAUUCUGAAGAGACCCCAGACUCUAACCCUGCCAGAAGAAACAGUGUUACCAGUGAACUUUCGAACAGAAAAUGGUCGCAGGCGAACAGUCACUUUCAGACAGCAGGUGGCCAACAUCUUGCUAAAUGGAGUCCGUUAUGAUAGCUCACUGACUAGCAGCUCUGAGGUGUCUGACCGCCCUCUUUCCAUGAAGCUUCUUUGCUCUUAUAUCUGGCACAUGCCACCAGCACUUCGCCGCUUGUGUACCAAUCACUUUUUGGGUUGGUUGUCCUUUGAAGGAAUGUUGCUGUUUUACACAGAUUUUAUGGGAGAGGUGGUGUAUUCAGGGGAUCCACAAGCACCUCACGAUUCUGAUGAGUACGAGCGUUACAAUGCCGGUGUCAGCAUGGGAUGCUGGGGGAUGUGCAUCUAUGCCUUCAGUGCUGCCUUUUACUCUGCCAUCCUGGAGAAGCUAGAAGAACGGUUUUCCAUUCGCACUCUCUACUUUUUUGCUUAUCUGGUGUUUGGCCUGGGUACAGGACUGGCUACAAUAUUUACAAACCUCUACAUUCUACUGUCACUUUGUGUCACCUAUGGCAUCCUCUUCUCUUCCCUGUGCACUUUACCAUACUCCCUGCUCUGCGAGUACUACCAGAGCCAGCAGUUUGCAGGCACUGCAGAGGAUGGGACACGUCGUGGGAUGGGUAUUGACAUCUCCCUGCUCAGUUGCCAGUACUUUUUGGCCCAGAUUCUUGUCUCAAUAAUGAUGGCACCUCUCACCUCCCUGGUAGGUGGGGCCAAUGGGGUGAUGUACUUUGCUAGUCUGGUAUCCUUUCUUGGUUGCCUCUACUCAUCACUGUGUGUGAUAUAUGAGCUGCCAGAAGACGACAUCGAGACAGAAAAUGGCGAAGAUCAACCACUGCUUCUCCAAGUGUAGAUUUAUGUAUUGUGUGGGAAGCUUCAUCCAUUCUGCAGGGUCAAAGGUGCUAUAUUAACAACUAAAAUAUCAUUUUGCAAAGGAGGUGUGGUCCACUCAGGCCAUCCAAGAUUGUCCAGACUGUUCUGUACUGACAGCAUUUACAGCAGGGAUAAUGGGACAUGCAAACAUGGACUUUUUCUGUGGCUAACAGACAAACUUGCUAUUUUAAUGCACUUAACUUAUAUGCACUUUAAGGCCUGCAUCAUUUACAAGGUAGUCAGUGCAGUGUUGUUAUUCAUCGUCCUCCCCUGGUUUCACCCCCCUCAUUGUCACCAAGGUAAUGUACCAUGCAUUCUCGUCUGUAUCUUGUGUUGACUCUUUGGACUACUUGCAUACCUUCAGGAUCACAAGUUAGUCAACUAAAACCACUUCAUUAUCAAUAAAUGCUUCUCAUGACAACUUGUGUGAAAACUGACUAGGCCUUUGAAAAAGAACAUGUGAUUAGUCAGACCUUUUUUGCAAGUGCAUCUGUUCCUUUAACAUUAAUUGAAGCAAUGAAUUCUUAAAUCAGGGAACACAUAUUGAUGACUCUUGUGUAGUUCUUUUCAAUUCUGAGUAUAGAUUGACCCUGUAAAAAAGUGAUGUCAUUAAAUCUCCAACUAUUGCUUCCAUUGUCCACUAGAGGGUAGAUGUGCCACAGUGACACUCCAGAAUACCAGGCCAUUAACUGAAACUCUUGUGUUGUUUAGUCUCUUCCCAUCACCUUGUUUUUCUGUUUGCAGCAUUUUGAAAUCAGAAAUUGACAAAACUCAUUAGCUGUUACUACAGACAACACCCACCCACCAAACCGUUUUGCACUUAAGGCUCCAGCACAUUUACUUACUUCUUAUUAUCUUUUGUGGUACGAGAAACCUGCUAGAGAUUUCAAAGUGAAUAUUCAUGUGGAGCUUGACAGCAGUGAAAACCUACAUAUGCACAAAAACUAUUUCUGGCCACCUUAAAUCACUGUUUAAGUCACAAGAGUUCUUGGAUUCCUGAUCUUCAGUUAAACCACUGCGUAUGCUCACUCGCUGAAAUGGAAACAGUACUUCAGCAUUCAAAACCCAAGCCAACACAACUGAAUCACCUCAGUGUAAAAAUGUUGUACCAAACCCCCUUAACCAGAUGGUGCGCCAAGAGUACAGAACAUUCUGAAAUGAAGAGGAUGCUCUGUUUUGUUCCAUUCUUUUGCACUCGUGGCGGACAGGCUCAUAUCACAGACAACCACACUGCUCACAAGUCAGAAAACACAAGGACACCAAAUAAUAAAAAUACUCAUUUAAAUAAAAAAGAAAAAAAUUUUAUUUAUAAAUGAGAACCAGAAUAUACAAAGCAGUGACCAGCUGAAAAGGGUAUCAUUGCUCAGAAGUGCGGACAGGGUGCUGGAGAAACGCUUAGUGUGUUCCCUGUGACCGAAGGUGACCGGGCUGUGUUUCCACAGGG